CAGUCACGUUUUCCCCGUUUCGACCGUCGUCGUCCUCGUCGUCGUCGCAAAAAUUACCACAAAAAAAAUACGAGAAAGAAAACGGAAAAGAACCACACAAAGUUUGCACAGUUUUACUUCGAGAAAUAACUGAACAAAGUUCAUAGGAAUUGCCUGAAAUCAAGUCAAGAAGAUCCGGUUUAUUGUGUGUCCUGCAACUGAAACGGAAUUAAUUGCUUGCAAAAUCGAACAAAGACAAAAGCGAAAAGACGGGCUGAGCUUCGGAUUACGCACAUCGGCGUUUGGCGUGCACAUAGAUAAAGUGAUAUAUAUAUAUAUCUAUUAAAUAUAGAGAGUGAUUCUCCAGGACGAUAUCCUUUUGCGGCAGCUGGAGCUUUGUUGUCGCCCGUAUUAUUAUUAUAACCCCAGCCAGGAUGUUGUCCCUAUCAUCGCUGCCACCGCCUCCAUCGCUAUUCCUGCUCUUUCUGUGCGUCCUUGGCUCAGACAUUUCGGAAGCGGAUCGCUCCUCCUCCGCUUUGCUUGCAGGGGAGAAUGCGACGCUAACGGCGCUGCCCUCAUCCUCAUCGGCUGCAACGGCACCCAUCACCGAUAGACCCAUAUUAUCGGUGCCGGAGAAGACACUGGGUGACUACGAUAACCCCAGCAACUCCCAGGGGAGCAGCAGCAGCAGCAACAGCAAUGUGAGCAGUCAAACUGGGAAUUUGGGCAACCUGAGCAGCCUAGGAACAUCCUACAACAACGAUGCCAGCGAUGAGCAGACCACCAGCACUGGCAACACUAGCAACAAUAGCAGCAACAUGAGCCAAACGAGCAGCUCCAGUGCCAUGAGCAACAUAAACAGCAGCAGCAGCAAUCCCAUCUCCAGCACAACUUUAUUAGCAGGAGCUGACACCCAGGAUGGUCUUGUCCUGGCCACGCCCACGGCCAUUAAUGGCAGUACGCUGCCAGAGCAUCAGACUAUUGGUCAGGCACCGCCCACAAAGGGAGAGCAGGAGGCUAUACUGCGAGCUUUAGACUGGCUAAAGGAAAAACGUGCCUCGGACUAUGGCUGGGGCAAUGACACCCAUGUGGUUAUACUGGCCAAAGAGCUAUCCGGCGGACGGGAUCCCAAUGACAGCGUCGAUGGGCAUGUGCAGGUGAUCCAAGAGCUGGAGGACACGCUGUCGGUAAAGGAAAUGGAGAUUGAAAUUCUGGCCAUGCUGGAUCGCCAUCAUACGCUGCCCAAGCCCCUCGAUUUGGACAAACUGGCACGCUAUGUUCUAGCUUUGGGUUCGCUGUGCAAGGAUCCGAAGCAUUUCCAUGGCCACGAUCUGGUGGCCACCUUGCAGCAUCAUGAGCCUGCACAGGACAUUGAGUUUGCGCUAACCACGCUCUCCGCCUGCAGUUCGGCGGCGCAUGUGAGAAAACGUCAAAUACGACGCCUCUUGGAUAUUGCCAGCGGUGUGACGGAUCAGAGUGUCGAUGCCAUUGCAAUGGUCAUUCUGGCAUUGCGUUGCAUUGUCACCGAUCACCGCCAUCGGCAUCUGCAGCACUUUGUUCGUCGGCCGGCCCGGGGUUUGGCCAGCCUACAGGAUCAACGCGGUAGCUUUGGAUCGCUACGCAGCACAGCCCUGGCCAUGCAGGCUUUGCAGGAUCUGGAAUAUGAUCCGGCUGGUCAUUGGAAUCGCACCGCUGCCUCGCGCUAUAUUCUUAGCCGGCAGCGAGCGGAUGGAGGAUGGAGCGAAGAGCCGCUGCAGGAUGGCCAGGAGCCGGAUAUUGGUGUUGGCCUUACGGCUGACAUUAUCCUAGCUCUGGGCUGGAAGGGAUUGGGUGCAGUGCGGGCAUUGCAAUGCGACCAUGUGAUACGUGAGAGCAGUGAUCCCACGGAGAAUGGUGAACCCAAGCUGGCUGUGCCCUUUGGCCUGAGCUCCUCUGCCGAGGAAUCGGAUGCCAAGAAUAUCUCCUAUACGUACACGUUGUGGGUGGGCUCCAAUGUAACCGAGGCCUUCUCCCUGUCACUUGUUUCGCCCAAAAACACCAGCUUUUUCAAGGCCAUGACCCAGGCCGCCGAAAUGGAUCCCAGAUUCAUUUUCGAGGCGCGGGAAUGGCCCAAUGGCCACUAUGUUCACACUCUGUAUGGCAAGAAGGAGGAGCCGCGAGGGUAUCACUACUGGUUACUCUAUCGGCUGCCAGAACUGCCCGAUCCCAAUAAUACACCCGGGAAUCAGCUUAUUGCGCCUGUUGGUGUGGACGAGCUAAUGGUGGAGGAUGGUGAGCACUAUCUGUACUGGUACAAGAAGCUCUAAGCACCGCGGCCUUAGACGGAGCUGCAGUUUAACCCACUAAGCAAAGUCCAAAAUAGAAGCAGAAAGCAAAAAAAAAA
Drosophila serrata is the source of this 2362-nucleotide messenger RNA. RefSeq lists its product as uncharacterized. Lineage: Eukaryota; Metazoa; Arthropoda; Insecta; Diptera; Drosophilidae. Gene Ontology annotation, biological process: cobalamin transport. The record is from RefSeq and is a predicted model, not a curated record. Gene Ontology annotation, molecular function: cobalamin binding.